AAGGACAGUGGGCGGAAGUGCAGAAAAAAACAACAGCCUAAAUGCUGUUUCUUUUUCGUGGCAUCAGAUUUUGGAUUUUUCGUGACAUCCUUAAACAGUUCAAGCAACUUCAACAAACAAUGGACAGAUAGUGUUUAUUUUAUGGUUUACGGAUAUCUGCAUCUGUAAAAAGCAACAUCUGGAUUUUCUUUUCGAGUCAAACAGAAACUGAGACACCCCGAUUCGACAUAUCUGCGUCCCCAAACUUCCAGAGGAGCAUAAACUGGUUGUUGCUACAGCAUGGCGAAUAGCACGACUCCAGCUCUUAAGGUUUUGACAGCCGCUGGUCCUGCUGGAAGAAGUAGCCCAGAAGGGUCCCAAGUUCUCUCUAAAAAGAAAUUACAAGACCUGGUCAGAGAGAUUGAUCCAAAUGAGCAGCUGGAUGAAGAUGUGGAGGAGAUGCUGCUGCAAAUUGCUGAUGACUUUAUUGAAAGUGUAGUGACAGCUGCCUGUCAAUUGGCACGCCAUCGCAAAUCCAACACUUUGGAGGUGAAAGAUGUUCAGUUACAUCUAGAGCGCCAAUGGAACAUGUGGAUUCCUGGUUAUGGAUCAGAUGAGAUUCGACCAUUUAAGAAAGCUUGCACCACAGAGGCACAUAAACAGAGGAUGGCACUGAUCCGCAAGACAACCAAAAAGUAGCAAGACUGUACGUUGAGCUGUUGUACUUAUUGUGUAUUUCUUAUGGUUUAUUUUCUUUUUUAUGAAGACAAAUCUGGUUUGGGUAGGAUAUUGUUUUUGUCAUUAGAUUUUUAUUACAUGAAUUUGUUGUUUUGCAACCAUCAUUACACAAGUGUUGUCUACUACACAUUAUAAAUUCAUUUUUAUUGUACCUGACAAAACACAACAAAAUGACUGCAUUUUUUUUUGCCAAUAAACCAACAAAUGCA
Periophthalmus magnuspinnatus is the source of this 926-nucleotide messenger RNA. It is a transcript of the gene taf12, whose product is annotated as TAF12 RNA polymerase II, TATA box binding protein (TBP)-associated factor. The record is from RefSeq and is a predicted model, not a curated record. Gene Ontology annotation, biological process: RNA polymerase II preinitiation complex assembly; DNA-templated transcription initiation. Bases 280 to 678 code for a protein of 132 amino acids. Gene Ontology annotation, molecular function: DNA binding; TBP-class protein binding; protein heterodimerization activity. Gene Ontology annotation, cellular component: SAGA complex; transcription factor TFIID complex; SLIK (SAGA-like) complex. Lineage: Eukaryota; Metazoa; Chordata; Actinopteri; Gobiiformes; Gobiidae. The transcript is spliced from 6 exons.